CGUUUUGACGAAACCAAAACGGUGCGCUUUGAGAGGAAUCCGAUUCCCGAAAAUCGUUUUACACUCUUUACCUUUUUGGGAAGUCUGAGUUUUGCUGUGUUCCUUACCUGGUUCUUAACGAUCUCAAUUUGCAGACGGAAAUGGCGGACAAGCCAAGCCGAGGAUUGGUGCUGUAUGGAGAUGGCCUGGCUCGCUUCAUAAACCCAUCUCACACCCACCUCCAUGAUCUCGCAUCCCGAGGCAUUUGCGGUUUCUUGUCCCUCUCCAAUUCUCCUCCUUCAGAAACCGAGGAUGAGAGAAUAGUUAGAGAGUUUGCACAACUACUGGAUUCAUGUGAAGCUUCUCUUGGUGUGAAUGUAGGAGGUGCUACUAAUUUGGAAUGCCAACAGAAGUCUUUGAUGCCAACCAUAUCAGAGAGGUUCAUGGGAAUGAGGGCUGCUAUAGUCGCAAACAAUUCAAGUUUGACAUCUUUUGGUGGCACACUUGGCUUCACUGUGAUGCAAACUGAUGAGUUGAUUAAAAACAAUCAUCCGCUUUCUGAGCCUCCAGUUGAUGUUGUGGCCUCCGAAUCACUGAAGUUACUUGGAUUUCAAGAAGGAAAAACAUUAGAAACAAGCCAGUUUGAUUUAAUUUUCAUGCAUAUUGGAGCUGGUGAGAAGGCAAAUGGUCAGACGGAAAUAAUUGCCAACGACGUAGAAUAUAUCAAUGGUUUGGUUGGUAGAAUAAUGCAAACAGCCGAACCCGGAUCUGAGAUUGGUUCCCGCCUGCACUUGUCCCUAGUGAUGAGUUAUGGGGCUGUCUCAAAGGAUGAUGAUCCCAGUUUAUCAGUUUUAGUCACUAAAAAUGAGAACAACUCUGAUCUUUCAUCGCUUUCCCCUCGUCAAAGUUACACCAUGAAAGGAGGGAAUCCACGGGACAAUAUUAGACACCAUUGCCCGAUGCUAAUUGCUCAGUGGCAGUAUGCUGUAACCCGCAAAGAUAUGGCAAAGACAUUUUCUUUUGAAGAUUUUAAGGAGCAUGGAGGAAAUCUUACAAUACCAGCAGACAGGUUUCUGCAUGAGGUAGCGUUCAAGCUGUGGAAGGCCCCCAAGUACGGCGCAUGAAGUGAACUCACUCAAAUCUUUAAGACUAGCAUGAUAACAGAGCAGAAAUGAGGGAGACAAUCUGAUUAUCAAUUAUGUAUCUAAUCAUUUUGCAAUGUUGGAUCAUGCAGCAGAAAUAAAGGCUGUUCUGCUCAUGUACUCUUGAUCAUGACAUGUAGCUCAGAUUGUCAUUUGCCACGGCACUUGACUAAUUAGCUGGUUAAUUUUUAUGUGACUUCGGUAUCAA
Messenger RNA from Vitis vinifera (wine grape), 1329 nucleotides. RefSeq lists its product as uncharacterized. The transcript is spliced from 6 exons. NCBI's taxonomy places the organism in Eukaryota, Viridiplantae, Streptophyta, Magnoliopsida, Vitales, Vitaceae. The coding region runs from base 141 to 1103 and encodes 320 amino acids. The record is from RefSeq and is a predicted model, not a curated record.